Messenger RNA from Purpureocillium lilacinum, 855 nucleotides. RefSeq lists its product as uncharacterized. Gene Ontology annotation, molecular function: oxidoreductase activity. NCBI's taxonomy places the organism in Eukaryota, Fungi, Ascomycota, Sordariomycetes, Hypocreales, Ophiocordycipitaceae. Gene Ontology annotation, cellular component: cytosol. The record is from RefSeq and is a predicted model, not a curated record.
AUGAUUCCCAAGAUCAUCUCGUUUACUAAAACCUGGCACUCCCAGCCGUACCCCUUCAUCUCGCCCAGUCGCCCAGAGCUGUCCGCCGCCGGCAAGAACGUCGUCGUCACCGGAGGCGGCACGGGCAUCGGGCUGGCCAUCAGCACGGCCUUUGCCCGGGCGGGCGCCAAGUCCGUCACCAUAAUCGGCCGCCGAGUAGAGAAACUCGAGGCGGGAGUCACGGCUAUCAGAGCCGCGGCGGGGCAGUCUGUCGCGGUGCGUUAUGAGGUCGCAGACCUGGUCAGGGCGGACGACGUCCGUCGGGCUCUGCGCUCGACCGUCGACCAUUCCGGCAACAUUGACAUUCUCGUCUCUAACGCCGGCGCUGUUCCGGUGCCCGGGCCCGUGGCCGAUCUGAAGCCCGCGGACCUGACGAGCGCCUUCGAGGGAAACGUGCUGGCGCCGUUAAAUGUGCUCCAGGCAUUCUUGCCUCUUGCUGGCCCGGAGCCUGUUCUCCUCAGCACGUCGUCGUCCAUGUCGCACUGGUCCCCGACGCCGGGAAUGGGGAUCUACACGGUGACCAAAGCCGCCGCCCUGAAGCUCAUGGACGUGGCGGCCGUGGAGAACCCUAAGCUCCGCAUCGUCAAUGUGCAGCCUGGCUGGGUUGCGACGGACAUGAAUGGCCACCAAGAGGAGGCACCGGACUCAGCGGACCUCCCAGGCAACUUCUACGUAUGGCUCGCCUCCAAAGAGGCAGCGCUUUUACGGGGCAAGCUGGUGUGGGCCAACUGGGACGCGGAGGAGCUCGUCGCCAGAGCAUCGGAGAUCGCCAACAGCAGGCUCCUCAGUACAGUCUUGGACGGAGUGCCGAUGUAA